CUGGGGCAAGUUUUCACCGAAAUAAAAGGACCUUUGCCCCUCCCCACCGUUUUUCAACCCUCGUCAUCGAAGAGCUUUCCUUUUUCUCUCUCUAUAUUUUCUCAUCUCCUUUUCCACCGCCGUCGAUCUCGAUCCGUAUCCCCGUUUUCAAAAAAGCUCCAAAAAGAUGGCCAAUGCUGCAUCGGGAAUGGCUGUGCAUGAUGAUUGCAAGUUGAAGUUCCAAGAACUUAAGGCAAAAAGAACCCACCGCUUUAUUGUUUUCAAAAUCGAGGAGAAGCAGAAGCAAGUUAUCGUGGAGAAGCUUGGUGAGCCAACUGAGAGCUAUGAAGAUUUUACUAAAUGUCUUCCCGCUGAUGAAUGUCGUUAUGCUGUGUACGAUUUUGAUUUUCUAACAGCCGAGAACGUCCCAAAGAGCAGAAUCUUUUUCAUCGCAUGGUCUCCCGAUACAUCAAGGAUCAGGAGCAAAAUGAUAUAUGCUAGCUCCAAAGACAGAUUCAAGCGAGAACUGGAUGGAAUCCAAGUGGAAUUGCAAGCAACAGAUCCAACCGAGAUGGGUCUUGAUGUCUUCAAAAGCCGUGCUAACUGAAUACAGUUCUUUUAGGCUUUUGCAACAGGGAAGCUUCCUUCCUUCCUUCCUACAGUAUGUCUUUUACUUAUGUGAAAUGUUUAUAGGUUUCGAAAUGGCAAAACUUGGACAAUUACCGAUUUCCAAGUUUUGCCAUAAAGACUUUUAUCAGUCUCGAUGAUGAUAAACCCGUAGUUUCGGGUGUUUGUGAUUUGUUAUCUAUAGUACCUAUGUUUUGAGUGCC
Gossypium raimondii (Peruvian cotton) is the source of this 809-nucleotide messenger RNA. Its product is annotated as actin-depolymerizing factor 2. Gene Ontology annotation, biological process: actin filament depolymerization. The transcript is spliced from 3 exons. The record is from RefSeq and is a predicted model, not a curated record. Lineage: Eukaryota; Viridiplantae; Streptophyta; Magnoliopsida; Malvales; Malvaceae. Gene Ontology annotation, cellular component: actin cytoskeleton; cytoplasm. Bases 167 to 586 code for a protein of 139 amino acids. Gene Ontology annotation, molecular function: actin filament binding.